Molecule: messenger RNA, 1614 nt
Organism: Cyphellophora europaea CBS 101466
Lineage: Eukaryota; Fungi; Ascomycota; Eurotiomycetes; Chaetothyriales; Cyphellophoraceae
Exons: 2
Coding region: 1-1614 (537 amino acids)
Biological process (GO): transmembrane transport
Molecular function (GO): transmembrane transporter activity
Source: RefSeq, a predicted model, not a curated record
AUGGCAAGCAAGACCGAACCUGGGCAGGUGCAAGAGCCCAAGAACAUGAUUACACCAAGCUCAGUGAUCGAGAACGAGAUCGAAACCGGUUUGAGCAUGGGAACGUUACGACGACGCAUCGUGAUGUUCUCGCUUUGCCUGGCCCUCUUUCUCUCAGCUCUUGAUGUCACCAUCAUAGCCACUGCAUUACCGACCAUAGCUCGCCAUCUUGAUGCCAGCGCUGCCGAGUACGCGUGGAUAGGAAGUUGCUACACUCUUGCCAAUACAUCCUCCAUCGCCAUCUGGGCGAAGCUAUCCGACAUCUUCGGCCGUAAACCCAUCAUCAUGUUGGCCAACGGUACAUUCCUCGCCGGCAGUCUCAUCUCAGGCCUCGCCAGCUCCGUGAGCAUGCUGAUCGGCGGCCGGAUCCUGCACGGGCUAGGUGCCGGAGGUUGCACGAUACUUGUGACCAUCGUCAUCAGCGACCUGUUUGUCUUGAGAGACAGAGCAAAAUACUACGGCAUCACAGGGAUCGUCUACGCAAUUUCGAGUAGUGUUGGGCCUGUGUUGGGAGGUGUAUUCACUCAGACAAUUGGCUGGAGAUGGUGCUUCUUCAUAAACCUACCGUUCGACGGAGUGUCCCUCGUUGUGCUCCUUUUCGCCCUAAAGAUACCAACCCCCCGAACCGCCCUAAUAGCUGGGCUGAGAUCCCUUGACUGGGUCGGCUCUUUCUUGAUUAUUGGUGGUACAGUAUGCUUUCUGUACGGCCUUGAAUCCGGAGCUGGUGGAACGCGGGCGUGGAACUCUCCACAAGUCAUAUGUCUCCUCGUCUUUGGAGUCCUCAUACUGCUGUUGUUUGGGAUAUAUGAGCACAGCUUUGCAAAGGAUCCUUUGGUGCCCGCAAGAAUCUUUUCGCGCCGAACAAACGUCGCCUCAUUCCUGGUUCUCUGCCUCCACGGCUUUGUCUUUAUCUCUUUCGACUAUUUCUUGCCUCUUUAUUUCCAAACCGCGCUCCAUUUCUCACCGAUUAUCUCCGGUGUCUCCCUUUUUGCUCUCGUGCUGCCACUCUCAGCCGCAACAAUGAGCGCCGGAUGGUAUAUCAGGAAGAGCCAAGACUACCUCUUACCAACGUGGAUCGGCUGCGUGUUGAUGACGACUGGCACUGGCCUCUUCAUCGACCUUGGUGCGACCACAAAUUGGGCCAAGAUCAUCAUCUUUCAGAUUGUGGCCGGCCUUGGAGCUGGACCGCUGUUCCAGGCACCCAUGAUCGCCUUCCAAAGCCACCUACCACAGAAAGACGUUCCAGCAGCUUCUUCUGCUUCAAUGUUCCUGAGGAAUUUGAGCAGUUCAAUGUCUAUUGUCAUUGGAUCGGUGCUACUUCAGAAAAACCUCGGCGGUGGUCAGCUCACUACCGAGACACGCACAGAGGGCUCUCCCUCGAAGUAUGCCUCGGCAAUGAGGUUGAUGUGGAUCUUCUUUACAGCCGUGGCUGGACUUAUGGCGUUUACCUCCAUUUUCAUCGAGAACAUGCCAAGACAGGACGAACUCGAGACUGAUAGUGCAGGGCUGGAAACUCCAAGCUCAGCCGAGAAGGUGAGCGGAACACAGCCACUUUCUGACGUGCACGAUUCAUGA